Messenger RNA from Dentiscutata erythropus, 897 nucleotides. The record is from the annotation of a GenBank genome assembly. Lineage: Eukaryota; Fungi; Glomeromycota; Glomeromycetes; Diversisporales; Gigasporaceae.
AUGAAAGCCAUCGUAAUAAGCAAAUUACUAGAAGCCAUCGAUGAACUUGAAGUUGAUCAGAAUGCGCCCGAGCCUGAGUUGAAAGAAAAUCAAGUUUUAAUCGAGAUUAAAGCAUCCGCUCUUAAUUAUUUUGACAUUUUACAGAGCCAAGAAAGAUAUCAAAUUAAGCCAUCACUCCCUUUCAUACUGGGUUCUGAAUUUGCAGGUGUAAUUAUUGCUGUUCAUCCUACGGUUAAUAAUAAAUACAAACCUGGUGAUAAAAUUUUUGGAUAUGGUCAAGGAUCUUUUGCUGAACGCAUUGCUAUAGAUAUUCAAGCCAUUCUUCUGAUACCUGAUGGUAUGAGCUUCGAAGAAGCUUCAGGAUUAUUUAUCACUUGUCCUACAAGUUACACUGCAUUAGUAAUUAGAGCAAAGUUACAAAAAGAUGAAUGGUGUCUUGUUCAUGCUGCAGCGGGAGGUGUUGGUAUAGCUGCCGUUCAAAUUGCAAAGGCGCUCGGUGCCAAAGUAAUUGCUACUUGUGGUUCAAAUGAUAAACUAGCUUUUGCUAAAAAAUUUGGUGCUGAUUAUGGUGUUAAUUAUAAUGAUAAAGACUGGCAAAAACAAGUAUUACAAAUUACUGGUAAACGUGGAGUAGACGUCGUUUUUGAUCCUGUCGGAUUAGUUCAAGCAUCUCUUAAAUUCAUAGCAUGGAGUGGUCGCAUACUCGUAGUUGGAUUCGCCGGCAUUGGUAAUAGUUUUGAAAAGUUAUUUGCUGAAAAAAAAUUAAAGCCUGUCAUUUAUAAAAAUGUUUAUCAUGGAUUACAUAACGUUAAAUAUGGAUUAAAAGCUAUUGCGAAUAGAGAAACUUAUGGUAAAGUUGUUGUCAUACCUAAUGUAGGAAGAGAUAGCAAAAUUUGA